AUGCUCGCACGCAUGCAAAUUUCGCUUGCUGCUCUCACGCUAUGUCUCGCAGGGGCCGUUCAUGCUGCAAAAGGUACAUUUUCUGUGAACAAUCUCCCCGAUACUUGGGAGGAUGGGCAAAGUGGUACGAACCAAUGCGACAAGUACGGAAAGUCCAGCCAAAAGUCACAAUGUCAAAAUCUGUACAUUAACUCGGCGACAGACUUUUGUCUUUGGGGGCCGCCGCAGGCUAACAGCUCUGUCGGUAAAAAAGAAGCGGAUGUUGUGUCUUACUGCACCAAGGAGGGCUACGGCACGCGACUGAUUCCUAACGGUGCGCUGAAGGGCGCACACUUUGUUAAGACCAGCAAGUUUGUUCAGGUUACUGGCAAGGGCGACUUUACGUUUAUUGGUAUUGCGAAGGGAGAUGGCGGCGGCGAGCUCGAUCCUCACGGCGCAAACAACAAGGGUAACCCGGUUGGCGGUCUUGUUUUCUCGAGGAACAUUGAGGGCCACGAGGGUGAAUUUGUUCAAAUCAAGGAGUGGAAUAACUUUAUCAACGACAAGGAGUUUAGCUUUCGGGGAUGUUACGGCGACGACGCUGCAGAAUACUGCCCGCACAUUUACGAUGAGAUGGGCGACUACUUUAACUCCCCUGGCAAUUACGACAAGGGCGUAUUUGAGGACUGCAGCGGUGAACCAGGCCACAAGCCCGGUAUCUACGGCACGUCUACGUUUUAUCAAGGUGACCAGCGCACUCCGGAUGCGCAUGCUCCGGGCAAGACCUCCAACUGCCACACGCAUCAUACUGUUGCAGUCGGUCCCGCAAAGCAAAAGGUGGUGAAGCGUCGGUUUGGGCUCAGGAACGUGCUCCAACACUAA
Messenger RNA from Malassezia vespertilionis, 861 nucleotides. RefSeq lists its product as uncharacterized. Lineage: Eukaryota; Fungi; Basidiomycota; Malasseziomycetes; Malasseziales; Malasseziaceae. The transcript has a single exon. The record is from RefSeq and is a predicted model, not a curated record. Bases 1 to 861 code for a protein of 286 amino acids.